Hippocampus zosterae (dwarf seahorse) is the source of this 2725-nucleotide messenger RNA. It is a transcript of the gene tjap1, whose product is annotated as tight junction associated protein 1 (peripheral). The transcript is spliced from 9 exons. The record is from RefSeq and is a predicted model, not a curated record. Gene Ontology annotation, cellular component: trans-Golgi network. Gene Ontology annotation, biological process: Golgi organization. Lineage: Eukaryota; Metazoa; Chordata; Actinopteri; Syngnathiformes; Syngnathidae. The coding region runs from base 25 to 1929 and encodes 634 amino acids.
GGAUCCCGGGGAGGAUUACCCGUCAUGCCCCGCGGGCGAAGAUGGCGACAGCUCAAGCUAAGAGCCGCUCAACUUUGUCCGAGUGAUUUUCCGCACUCUGCUCGAAGGCCGCCGGGCGGCUCUUUGUCCUCGCGCCGAGGCCGCUCGACGCGACCGCAUGCGAGGCGGAGGAAGGACGCUCGCUCCAGGCUCGGGAUAGCUCCGGAGCCCGCCGCGCCGGAGAACGCGGCUUCGGCUCAACUUUCCGCCCCUCGCCGCCGAGCGGCGGGCCGACUGAUCCGACGCCGAGGAGGAAGGACGGACGGCGAGCGGCCCAAGAUGAGCAGCGCGGCGCCGUCCGGGAAGCCCUACCGUAAAGCCCCGCCGCAGCAUCGGGAAGCGCGUCGCGGCCCCGCCGCCGCGCCUGCGCCGACGUCGCCCCCUCGGACGCCGGAUGACGGUCAGGAGGUUUUGUCCGACUCGGAGCGGAUCAGAAUCCUUCGGCAGCAGAAUGAGGAUCUGCGAGGACGCCUGACCUUGUCCACCCGCAAGAUGGAGGCGGCGGAGGCGGAGUUUGACGGGAGCCGCCAUUACAUGGAGGCGGAGCUGAGCCGCACCAGAGACGACCUUGAGAAGAUGAGGGACAAGUUUCGCCGACUCCAGAACAGCUACACGGCAUCUCAGAGGGCCAACCAGGACUUGGAAGAGAAGCUUCACGCUCUGCUGCGGACGGUGGAGCGAGACAAGAAGACCGUGGACCAGGAGAUGGUGAAGCUGACCGACAAGCUCCUGGAGGCCAAGAAUACCAUCGACCGCCUGGAGGAGCUGAACGAGCGGUAUCGGCUGGACUGCAACCUGGCCGUGCAGCUGCUCAAAUGCAACAAGUCGCAUUUCAGGAACCACAAGUUUGCUGACCUGCCGUGCGAACUUCAGGACAUGUUGAAGAAGCACAUGAAGAGCAGCAGCCUGCCCGAGCCCAGCCCCGCCCCCCGCAGCCGGGACCCGGACACGCUGAGUCUGACGCCGUCCGACGUGGUCCCGACCUCGGUGAUCGCUCGGGUCCUGGAGAAACCCGAACCGCUGCUCCUCAACUCGGCGCAGUCCAGCAGCCGCGGCUGGCCGGCCGCCGAGGACGUCUUUGUGCGCGUGGACAUGACGGCCGGGGGGCGGGAGGACGAGGCGCCGCCCGCCGGCGCGCGCCGCAGCCCCGGCGGGCCCGAGGCCGGCGAGGAGGCGGGCGCCGCGCCCUCCUUCGACAAGUUGAAUCCGUACCCGCCGCCGCCGCCCGCUCUGCUGUGCCCCGGCCGAAAGGUCAUCGAGUUUUCCUCGGACGACAAAGUGAAGAUUCCCAAGAAGGGUCCGCUUCCCAACUGCACGUACGCCACGCGACAGGCCAUCUCGCUGGGCCUGCACGGCGAGCAGCGGCCGCCCAGCCCCGCCCCCUGCCGUGACGCCGCCGACACGCCCUCCAGCCAGUCCAGCCCCUUCAGCAGCCCGCCGCAGGGGCCCAGCGCGGGGGCCAGUUCCGCCAGCUCUUCCGAGGACCUCCUGGCCAACUGGCAGCGGGCGUUUGUCGACGAGGUGACGCCCUCCGCGGUGGGCGGGGCCCCGCCCAGGGCCGAGUACUCGGACGGCGAGGAGGGCUCCACCCCGAGCCGCGCCUCCAGCCCGGACGCCGGGGGCCCCUACGGCGGCGGGGAGCGCCUCCUGAUCGACCCGGACCGAGACGGCGGGAGCGGCCGCGCGGCGCUCCAUCUGAUGACGCUGCCGCGCCGCCACGACGACGACGAGGAGGAGGCCGCGGAGCCGGGUCACCUCGUCCGGGACUUGCCCGUCAUUUCGCCCCGGCUGGUGGACUCGGACCCCGCCUUUGCGGCAGCCGCGCUGCCGCGACCUCGCAGGAGCCCCAAGAGAAUGGGGGUGCACCACCUGCACAGACAACAACAAUAACACACGAGACCAAUGCCCCCGCCCCCACCCCCCAGCAGGAUACAGCCAUCAUCUUGUGUAUUUGGACGUGCGCGUGCCGUCUUUUUGGAAGAAAAGCAAAAUGCCAUCGGGAACACGCGAGGGGACUUUGAUGUCCGAGGAAGUGGCCUGGUCUUUGCUUGGGCGUCGCCACCAUGGCCACGCUGACCAACGCGCGUUCCACAUGCGCCCCAAAGCGCGGCGUGUCGGCAAAUCGCCGAGGAGCGUUCCUUUGCUUUACGCCUUGUCAUGAUUGUGUUUGUGACCAGCAGGUGGCACCGUAGGGCUGCCCCUGCAGCCGCACACCUGUUGGUCGUUAGCUAAUGAGUGCUUUAAAGGGACUCCCGGCCCGAGCGCUCGUUGUCGGCUCAGCGUUUGCUCUUUGCUACCGUCGCGGUCGUUUGUUUGCCGUCCCUUUGCCGCUGUCGGCUUUUUGUUUCGGUCACGGUUCCGUUGUAGCUUUAGUCAUGAUUUUUCUUUGCUAUUUUGGACUAGCAUUGUUUUUGGAGUUCUUCAAGUCCACUGUGCUCCUCCCUGCUUUUCGGGCUCCACCAGCACCACACGCAACGUGACGCACGUAAGCCACGCCGAGCCCUUCGAAUGUCGGCGCCGACUGUUUUCUUCAAGACCGCAGAUUGUCGCUCGUGUCCCAACACCUUUUUGUUUUGCGCUUUCUUUUUUGGAGACGUCGCCGAUUGUGACCGGUGUAGUCAAAGGUUUUGCUCACUCUUCAAUUUGUGAAAUAAAAAGAGGAGAAACUCGCUUUGAGCUUACCUGA